Messenger RNA from Nerophis lumbriciformis (worm pipefish), 1200 nucleotides. Lineage: Eukaryota; Metazoa; Chordata; Actinopteri; Syngnathiformes; Syngnathidae. The record is from RefSeq and is a predicted model, not a curated record.
AUGGAGGGGAUUACGAGGGCGCAACCGCCACCAUGCGCACCCAAACUUCCAUCGUUGGAUAUAGCUGACAUGCAGGGGAUGGAUUUUCCAAUGUACGUGUAUAAAUCAAGACGGGGUAUGAAGCGCGGGGAUGAGAGCAGGGAAACCUACAAACUGCCACAUCGACUAAUCGAAAAGAAAAGAAGAGACAGAAUCAACGAAUGUAUUGCCCAGCUCAAAGAUUUGCUGCCAGAGCACCUCAAACUUACAACGCUGGGUCAUUUGGAGAAAGCGGUGGUGCUGGAGCUCACUCUGAAGCACGUGAACGCUUUGAACAGUCUCCUAGAGCAGCAGCAGCAGAAGAUCAUGGAACUGCAGAAAGACCUACAAAUGAGUGACCAUGGAGGUGACACCACAGAAGUCAGUGAACAGAUGUUCCGUUCUGGUUUCCACCUGUGUGCGAAAGAGGUCCUCCACUAUCUGGCUCGCCGGGACAGCAGUCAGGAUCUGAUGCCGUCCCAUGUCAUCAGCCACAUCCACAAGGUUGCUUCCGAGGUUCUACAACAUCAAAGCGACACGCUCGUCGGUGAGUCCGUCCAUCAGAAUUCAGAGAAACCGAAGAAAAGCUCAGAACAGCCUUCCAGAGCUGCCGACGGUCCGUCCAAGAACUGUGUCCCCGUCAUUCAAAGGACUUACCCUGGCGGCUUAGGAGAGCAGAGUGGCAGUGACACAGACACUGACAGCGGCUACGGGGGCGAACACGACAAACGUGACCCCAAAGCCCGGUGGUCGGACAGCCACAGAAAGGAGGAAGAUCUUAAGCACAGUGACGAUGUCAAGCACGAGGAGGGCGAGCCUUGCGCUAAGAAGUCGCGGUCUGACUCCUCCGGGGACGAAAGCCUCCCUGGUCCUAUUGGCAGUUACGUACCAUUCUCCCCAAACCAGCACCAGCUCUGCCUCCCCUUCUAUCUCAUUCCACCCGCAGCCGCCGCAGCGGCGUACCUGCCAAUGCUGGACAAGUGUUGGUACACAGGCGGCAUGCCAGUAAUGUACCCUGGAAUGAGCACCUCUACGUCCAGUUUACCCCCAAAAACCCUCUCCCCACCUCUUAUGUCCCAGAGGGUAGUGUCUCCAGUUCCACGUCAGAGUCCCAUGGACCCACCUGUACUUCACAAAGUUUCAAAACAGGACUCCCCGUUAAGCUUGGAAACCAAAGAGUAA